This is a messenger RNA of Pangasianodon hypophthalmus (striped catfish), 5367 nucleotides long. It is a transcript of the gene ube2ql1, whose product is annotated as ubiquitin-conjugating enzyme E2Q family-like 1. Lineage: Eukaryota; Metazoa; Chordata; Actinopteri; Siluriformes; Pangasiidae. The transcript is spliced from 3 exons. Bases 529 to 1344 code for a protein of 271 amino acids. The record is from RefSeq and is a predicted model, not a curated record.
GGAUGCAGCCAGGACAGCUGAUGCACUGGAAGCCCGACCCUCCUCCCAGCCUUCACAUUUCGUACCCCACACUUGAUUAUUCAUUCCGUCCAGGUACAAACGAGCAGUCGGGCAGCGCUGGUGCGUUUACGACUGUAUGUGUGUGUGUGUGUGGGAGAGAGGGAGAGAGAGAGAGCUUGUCGGACUGGUUUACUGCAAGCGACAUUACAGGGCUGCGUUAAGGGCUUAAGCUCGCUCAGAGCAGAUCAGAUCUGGAUUAAGCAAGGGGAGAUUGGAUCUAUUUCGAAGCGUAAGGCAUCGAGAUAAUACGAGCAGGGCUCUGUGGGAUGAUGCACUGAAAGCGGGCUGCUCUCAGGCGCCCAGCGGUCAUCAUCCUCAUCCUCAUCACCAUCCUCCUCCUCCUCAUCAUCAUCUCCUGCGCCUGCAGUGAGAACAGAUCCUGGUGCAUUGUGGUCACCAUCACGUAACCAUCGGGAGAGCUGCGGAAUCCCCCCCUUUCCUUUUUCUCCCCCCAGAAAGGACGGCGUGAUGGCCACUCUUCUGAGAAAGAUCGGUCUGAUCCGCUUGCACGACCGAGACACAGAAGACCCCAAGCACCAUCCGAAAGGGACUAAGCAAGGGAAUCAGAAAAACAGCACCAAGCACUGUCACCAAAACGAGACGAACAUCCUGAGCACCCCAGAAAUCAAGGCCAAGCGCUCGGACGUCUCCGCCAAAGACAAAGCUCCUGCGAAGGACAAGCCGAGCAAGGAGACGAAGGAGAAGCAGCAGACGGGAAGCGCGAAGUCGAGCGCGAGCUCCGUGCCACCGCUGGCGCCCAACAGGCAGCACUGCGCGCAGGUGAGGACGCGGCGCCUCAUGAAGGAGCUGCAGGAGAUCCGGCGCCUGGGAGACGACUUCAUCACGGUGGAGCUCGCCGACGACAACCUGUACGACUGGAACGUCAAGCUGCACCAGGUGGACAAGGACUCGGCGCUGUGGCAGGACAUGAAGGAGACCAACACCGAGUACAUCCUGCUCAACAUCUCCUUCCCCGACAAUUUCCCGUUCUCGCCGCCGUUCGUGCGCGUGCUCACGCCGAGGCUGGAGAACGGCUACGUGCUGGACGGAGGAGCCAUAUGCAUGGAGCUGCUGACGCCGCGCGGCUGGUCCAGCGCCUACACCGUGGAGGCCGUGAUGAGGCAGUUCGCCGCCAGCCUCGUCAAAGGACAGGGCCGGAUCUGCAGGAAAGCAGGAAAGUCCAAGAAGGCCUUCAGUCGCAAGGAAGCCGAAGCCACGUUCAAGAGCCUCGUGAAGACCCAUGAGAAGUACGGCUGGGUUUCUCCUCCCGUUUCUGACGGCUGAGGAGCUUGCUGUCUCCACAUCUUCCCCUUUCCCUCUCCACGCAGCUUUCUCCAGUUUCUCACCUCCAAACAUUCUUUUGUUUAAAAAAAAGAGGUAUCAUCUCACACUGUAUGUCGAUGACUCUUCAUUCGGUCGUCUGCCAUUGUUCACUAAGGUGCCAUGGACCACUCGCUCGCCGUGACAUCACAUUUCUAAACGAUGAAUGGAUACUACUAACAUGUUUGGCUAAAGGCAGUGAACGAAGCCCUGGGGAAAGUAAUUGGGACAGACCCCAACCCUCACGCUGACUCUGUACCUCUCGAUCACUCGAUACCUCUCUGUGUUUAUCAGUGUGUUCAUGUCAGUCCCUUCCUCCUCCAUCUCUUCUUCUUCCUCUUCCUCUUAUUCUCUGUUUUCUCUUUACUGUUUUAGAGAUGAUGACACAUUGCACUGAACGCCAUCAGACUUUCUUUCAUUUACAUGCAUUGUAACGAUAUUUAAUAGCAAGGCAGAUGGGUGCAGUACAUUUGAGGUUCAGUUUUGCCUGUUCUUCUUCAACUGUGCUAUUUUUUUCAUGGUUUCAAUGCAACAUGAAGAUUGUAAUUUAUGUGGAGCUGUGCUCUCUCUCUAUCUCUCUCUUUCUCUCUCUCUCACUCUCUCUCUCUAUGCGCGUGGCUAAAUUUAGACAUCACUGUGUUGCAUAGCUGGUGAUUGAUUUCUCGUGGAGAUGAUUUUAAAAAAACACUCGUUGCUUAUGCAGAGGUACUGUAAAGAUUAAAGAGUGGUAGUGAGCCAUUCUUGCGAAUCAUUAUCAUUAGUAUUAUUACAUUUUUUUCUUGGAGAAGACCAAAAGCAUUGAAUUUCAAUGAUGUUGAUACCAGAUGGCAGAACUGAAUGUCAGAGUCUCAGAGCAUGAGUGUGCGUGUGGUGUGUACACAGUAGGAGCAGAUUCACAUCCAUGAUGCUUUUUAGAAAUGUGCAUGAGCCUUUUGCGAUAAAUUUAGUGGCCUCAGAGAAGCCAGAAUCUGAUUAGCAUCUUUUUUUUUUUCUUUUUUUGGAUUUCUCUGUGAGACGAAAAAUACAUUUGGAGACUGAAUGUACCCGUCUCUGGUCCUGCUUACAAUGAGACAUGCCCCAGAUCCAAUGACUUCUUCCAUUUCUCAGUGCACAGGCAGUGAAAUGUCUAACAACUCAGGCCUCAGCUUCAAUCACAUUAAAAUGCUCAGUCUGCUUUAACUUUUUUUUUAUAACUACAGACUGAUAAUAAAAGGCUAAUUAAAAUGGACUGAAAGGGAUGGGUUGUUUGUUUAGCAGUGUGUAUUAGUAUUUAUUGGCUGCCUCUCCAAAUAUCAGCAUUAAUCCUGAAUGCAAUGAGACAUGAUGUCUGUAAGCACCUUUAAGUACGCAAUUCAAAGGAAAACUCCACCCUUGCAUAUUAAUAUUUAUAAUUAACAUUGAUCUUCAAUGGAAACCACAAUAUAUUUUGAGGUUUUGUGUUGUUUUGUUUUGUUUUAGUUUAGUUUAAACAUCAACCCUACCCUUUCGUCGACAUGUUAGUCAAUUUUCACUUUGGUUAAAGAGUUCCUUCAUUACCCACAAUGCUGUUCAGCUACCUGCUAAUAGUGGUGUCUUGGGGAAUUAUGGUGCAUUCAAUUUAACUCGGAAGUGGGAAGUCGGAACUCGGAAUUGCGUCACUUUUUACCUCAGUGCAUUCGAGCUACAAGGUGGGGAAAAGCUAACCAGCUAACAUUAGCGAUUUGAGGGAUAUAUAUUUACCUCCACAAAACAGCGAACUCUAUAGUCAAUUUUAUAGAUUUAACAACUAAUAUGUCUGUAUGUUGACUGACCUAAAGCAAAUACUUGUAUAUACUGUAUAACUCGUUUAAAAACUCGUUCAAAGAAGUGCUACUUUGUUUACUGGUGAUGCUGUGAGCAGCCAUGUUGAUAUGAUGUCAUGUGCUGAACUCGGGGUUGAAGACACCUUCCUGACUUUCCGAGUAGGAAUUCUGAGUUGAGGGGGGUUUUCUUUGGUUUUUCCUAGUUGGAGGUUGGAAACUCAGAGGUACAAGCUUUAGUCAAAGGCAGCAUUAGUCCUCACUUCAUCUCUACCUAAAGAGAGUGAUGGUCUGUCCAACUCUCUCAUCUAUUCAUCUGUACACUGUGCUCAAACACUAUCAGCUUCCAAAGCUUCAACUUCCAUGCUAAUCGCACUUGACAUCUUGUAGAUUGCUAACUAAUUGAGCUGACCAACUGCGUCGUAUAGCUGUGCUAACGUCUUCACUACUUCCAUGUUGGAUUUCUUAUUAAUAAGACUGAGAACAGUGACUAACCGUUAGGAGCUAACAGCAAACCUGAGCAUUACCGCCUAUAUCUGAGAUUAUGGAUAUUUUCUCCAAUUUAACACCAUUUAACACCAGCUUCUUAGAGGAAUAAUGAAAACACAGCACCAACCAAGAACUUAGCACCAGAAUCAAUUAAGACAUCACACAUAUUUCAAUAUAAACCUAUUUAACAUGUUUGAGGCUGGAGUUUUCCUUUAUAACAAGUUCUUGAGUGCUUCAUAUGACAAAUUGAGUGUGGAAGCAGUCUGUGCCUUCUACAUCUCGCACUUCCUGGUUUAUGUGACUGCACGCUUCGCAGCAGAAAGCCUGAUUAUAGCCUCCGGUGCCUCGGGGAACAUUAAAUGUCAUAAGGGAAGCUGCUAAUUAACAUGACAUUUGACAAAAAAAGGAAAGCGGUGAAUAAAUUCUAGACCCUCAGAGUUUGACGAUGCCCUUUCAGGCAGGAUGAUGCAGGUUCGCCAUGUGACUCAGACCAUCUAUGCGUCGAAAAGAUCCCAGAGUGCAAAUGGGCUCUCGAGAAGAUUCAAUUGCUGAAUUCAGGUCUGUCAUGUCAAGGCAUGAUCCGAGCCCAGACGUGUGUCUUCGUGUCACGCCAAAGGUUAAGAAUUCAGAAGCAGAAAUGAAGUGUUUAGAGCAGAUGUACUUAUUUGUGGAGGGAAAAGUUUGAGAGAGGAAAGAUCACCUGUGUUGAUCAGUUCUUUCUCCUGUUUUAAAAAUGAAAUGAAAUAUGUAUUCAUUAUUUCGUGACUUUGUCCAAACACUUUUUUCAGCAUCAUUUGUUUUACAUGAAACAAAAAAGGGAUCUACAACAAGUGCUAAAAGGCAAAUGUAAGUUAUAAUUGCCUUUAAUUGAGUUAUUAUAAUCCAGUCUCAGUUACCACAAGCCUUUGUGGAUUUUACUUGAUGAUGUGUGUAUCGCAGCAGGGAUUAAAAGCAUCAUUACGCUGCUUGUGUCACGACUUAUUCCAGCCUUUUCCAUCUGGUAAAAAACAAGAUCUCAUCACGCUCUUGGUCUUCUCCAGUCUCCGUUUGGACAGUCCUUUGAAAAAGUGCUCGUGUGUGUAUUCCUUAUGGAUUUAGCGAGAGGAGAUACUAUAAACAGCGACUAAUUAUCACGAUAUCUCGAACGUGGAUGUUUGCCGGCUUUAAGAGCAUACUUUUGUGACAUAGCCUAGACUGGUAGAUUGCAGACACUAACCGAGUUAAAUGUCCAAACAAGUGAGAUGACUCUAUUGUAUUAUAUCUGCAUGUGGUCUGUGAUUGUUAGCUAGCCAUUUUUUAGAGAAAAGCCAGAAAAAUAUGGAGAAAAUACGAAAAAAAAAAAUGUUUUUUUCCCUGUUAUUGUCCGUUUCUUUUUUGUUUUCAUUAAUGUCUAAAAUGUCAGAUUGUGUUAUAUGAAUGUUUUGUGUUUUAAUUUAUUUGUGGUUUGCCAAAAUGACGAUUUGGAAGCAUGUUGCAGGUAUUGUCACUGAUCCAAAAAAAAAAAAGUGGAAAAAAAAGCAAAACAAAAAAGCAGAAUGAUAUGUACCUGAAUUGAAGGAAGCGCCUAAUUAUGUGUAGUGAUCUCAGGCUCCAGCGUGGAAGGAAUAAAAGGAGGGAUGAAUUGUAUUUUCAAGACUGCACAAGCAACAUCACUGGACACAAUGGGAGCAAAACCAAACAGGAAUGUGCAAUAAAUGCUGUAGGCUUAUUCAAACCUGCA